This is a messenger RNA of Cimex lectularius (bed bug), 2005 nucleotides long. It is a transcript of the gene MED19, whose product is annotated as mediator of RNA polymerase II transcription subunit 19. Gene Ontology annotation, biological process: positive regulation of transcription by RNA polymerase II. Bases 305 to 1027 code for a protein of 240 amino acids. The transcript is spliced from 4 exons. The record is from RefSeq and is a predicted model, not a curated record. Gene Ontology annotation, molecular function: transcription coregulator activity; transcription factor binding. Lineage: Eukaryota; Metazoa; Arthropoda; Insecta; Hemiptera; Cimicidae. Gene Ontology annotation, cellular component: mediator complex.
AAUAGUCGCAGUUUGAGUUUCUGGGUCGCGCAACUCGAGACCCGAGGGACUAUUCACUUCCAGACUUCCAGUCGGAGUGUAUUCUACCUGGCUCGUCGAAUUUCGUCGUUUCUUCCGUCGAAUUUUAAUUUUCUCACUCUUUUAUUUUGAUUUUUGCUCGUGCUGACCUACGCGGGAGGGCGGCUGGCGUAAAGAGGAGAUGCGUUCCCCAGACGGGCCGACACCUCUCAAUUCCUCUCAUCGAACUCUACCCAGAGACCGUUGAUCCCACACUCGAGCCCUCGACGGGAAAUGAAAAUUCGAGAUGAUGAUGGGUGACCAGUUUCGCAAAGUGGAGCAGUACUCGCCCAAGUCGUCUCCCAGGGGUGCGAGGUCCCCUGUCGUCUCCAGGCAGGACUCGACCGGGACACUGAAAACGACCAUCUCACUCGGCAAACACCCUUCCAUCGUACACAGCGGUCCUUUCUAUUUGAUGAAAGAGCCACCCGCUGAAAGUGACUUGACAGGAGCUGUGAAUUUGAUGGCCGCCUAUGGCCUUGAGCACACUUAUAGUAAAUUCAGUGGUAAAAAAGUUAAAGAGCAGUUGUCAUCUUUUUUACCCAACCUCCCUGGAAUUAUCGACACUCCGGGUCAUCAGGAUAACAGCUCGUUACGAUCUGUAAUAGAGAAACCACCGAUCAUAGGGAAAGAACUUCGACCUCUCACAUCCGUGCAGCUUGCUGGAUUUAGAUUACACCCCGGGCCUCUUCCUGAGCAGUACCGCUAUGUAAACCAAGCCCCGACUAAAAAGCACAAGAGCAAACAUAAAAAGCAUAAACACAAAGCAGACGGUGCCGGCGGAGGCGGAGAACUGAGUGCUAGUGAAGGCGGUGUGGACACACAUGAGAAAAAACACAAGAAACAGAAGAGGCAUGAUGAAGAGAAGGAGAGGAAAAAACGGAAAAAAGAGAAGAAAAGAAAGAAACAGAAACACAGUCCUGAACAAACCAGCGGUGGCCUAACCCCUAAUCAACAUUCAAUUGGUUGAUUAAGUUAUAUAAUUAAAUUUUACUUGUAAAUAGCUUAUUUAAUUUAGAAAACAUUCAUUGUAUGUUUCCAUAAAAACAAUUUGGGGUUAUAUAUGAGUAUCUUGAUUUCUUUUUCUUUUAUUUUUUUCCUUUGAUGAGUUUUUAAAACAUAUAUUCUAAACUAAUGUGGCUUUUGUGGGACCAUUGUAGACUCUUGUUAUUUUUAUUUUGCACUCGUCCAAAAAUUGUACAUUCUGGUUGUGCAGGAGCAUCUCCAAAAGCCAAACAGUAUUCAAACCCAUUUUCUUUAUUUCAAGUCACAUUUUUUUUUUUUUUUAAAGGCACAAUCUUAUAAAUUAGUUAGGAAAUUCCAAUUAAGAUAUUAAGGAAAGGCAAUGAAGAUAAGGACGGAUAUAAUCUAUACAUUAACCCUAUUUAUUUUUGUACCAAACAUAUGUAAAUUUUAUUAGUACAAAUUUGGUGGCCCACCUUGUAAAAUUGAAAAAAUCAUUUAAGUGCAAUUUAAAAAACAAAUUUUGUUCCUGUUUUGACUUUGUAUUUUGAUUUUUUUCCCCUUGGAUUAUUAACUGGCAAAAUUAAAUUGUGAUUUUAACAGGGAAUAUAUAAUCUUAAACAGUCUUUUUUGCUGUUUUAUGAAUUAUAGGAAGGUAAAUUGUGCCUUUGGCUCUUUAUUGUAACAAUCGGUUUCAGUUAAAUUUGUAAAUUCAAGGUGGUGACAAUGCUUUUUUUAAGCGAAGCACCUAAUUUGUUUUCCAUUGUAAAUAAAAAUAGACUAUUAUUAAAUAAAUUAAGUCAACUUGUGAUUUCUUUAUUUAUUAUAUUGAAUAUAAGUUCUCUGACAUUUUAAAAGGCUGCAAUCUGCCAUCAGAGAAAAUAUGUUUGAUCAUAGUACAAAUGUUAUAUUAUUAUUAUUGAAAAUUCUGUUAUACAAACAACCUCUUUUGUGAAUGAAAAUACAAAGUUGUAUAUAAAACCAA